UUUUAAAUUGAUAUGUAAAUUUCAAUGCGUGCAGUUGUUUUAGAAGGUCCAGGUUAAGAAGCUGUAAUGAAAGAAAUUCCAAUUCCUACUCCAUAAUCAGGAUAAGUGUUAAUAAAGGUAGACUCAGCUCCAAUAAAUCCAUCUGAUAUAGCAUUUUUACAUGGAGCAUAUUCUAGUAAUAAACAAUUUCCAUGUGUUCCUGGAUUUGAAGGUUCUGGGACUGUAAUUGCAAAUGGGUAUAAUUAAUAGUAAUAUUUAAGUGGAGGAAUAAUGGGAUGGAGAUUGGUAGGGAAAAGAGUAGCAUUUUAUUCACAAUCUUAAUUUGGAUCAUAUGGAGAAUAUAGUAUAGCAGAUGCUAUGGGUUGUUUAGAAUUAGAUAAUGAUAUUACUUUAUAAGAAGCUAGUUGUUCUUUUGUUAAUCCAUUAACUGUAAUUUCUAUGUUAGAAGUUGCUAAAGAUCAUAAAACAUAAGCUGUUGUUCAUACUGCAGCUGCUUCUUAAUUAGGUAGAAUGAUGAUAAGACACUUCUAAGCUAAUGGUGUUAGAGUUAUUAAUAUUAUUAGAAGAGAUGCUUAAGUAGAUAUGCUAAAAAAAGAAGGAGCUGAUAUUAUAUUAAAUUAAUCAGAUUCUGAUUUCUUAGAUAAAUUAAAAAAUGUUACUUAAACUUUACGGUAUUAUUUUAUUUAUUUAUUUUUUAGUGCAACAGUCUUUUUUGAUGCUCUAGGAGGAGAAUUAACUGGAUAAAUAUUAGAAGCUAUGCCUAAUCAUUCAAUUUGCUAUGUUUAUGGAGGAUUAAGUCUUAAACCUGUUGGAAAUGUUUCCAUUUUAGAUUUAAUUUUUAAAGAUAAAAAAGUUCAAGGAUUCUGGUUAACAUAAUAUUUAAAAAAAAAAAAUAUUGUUAGUUAAGCUCUUUUAUUGAAUUAAUUAAAAGGAUUACUCAAAACUAAUCUUAAAACUAUUGUUGCCAAAACUGUUGAUGUUUCAGAUUUUAAAGAAGGUUUAGAAUUUUAUAAAAAAAAUAUGAGUGAAGGUAAAGUUUUAAUUAGAUACGACCAAAAGCAAUCAUAAUAAUAAUAAUUAUAAUAAUAAUGA
Paramecium sonneborni is the source of this 1092-nucleotide messenger RNA. The record is from the annotation of a GenBank genome assembly. Lineage: Eukaryota; Ciliophora; Oligohymenophorea; Peniculida; Parameciidae.